Chaetomium fimeti is the source of this 3240-nucleotide messenger RNA. RefSeq lists its product as uncharacterized. The transcript has a single exon. Gene Ontology annotation, cellular component: nucleus. The record is from RefSeq and is a predicted model, not a curated record. Bases 244 to 3207 code for a protein of 987 amino acids. Gene Ontology annotation, molecular function: protein heterodimerization activity; histone binding. NCBI's taxonomy places the organism in Eukaryota, Fungi, Ascomycota, Sordariomycetes, Sordariales, Chaetomiaceae.
ACGGAUUCUUGCAUGCACGAGGCAAUCCGAUUACAUUCCAUUCCGUCGCUUGCAGGCCUGUGAAGUCACCGCCCCACCUAUUCCAACCACUGUGCGCGGAAUUACCCCAAACACACUGUAGCAACCAUCGAUAAUGAAUAAUAUCCCAGCUCCCGAGUCCUCACGCGACGAACAACUUCACAUAUUCAACAUUCCAUAAAACCUAGCGCAACCGACCCGGCCCUCCCCGGCCAUGCGCGCAUCAUGGAACCCCCAACCAAGCGCCCACGAUUCGGCCCCGCGCCCUUCGAGCACCACAACCCCAACGACCCCAGCGACCCCAACUACGAAGACCCGGAAGCCGACGAGCUGAACGAGCGCCCCGAGGCAGUCAAUGCCCGCCGCGACCCGGCCGCCCGCCUCGAGCGCUCGCGCGCCUUUGCCGCCUUCAAGCUCAAGUCCGCCUUUGAGCGCAUCUUUGAGAAGUACGAGAGGGACUUCACAGGGGUUGGCGACGAGAUCGAUUUGAGGACGGGCGAGAUUGUGGUUGAUAAUGGACAUGUUCAUUCGCUGAAGGAUGCGGAGUUGGGAGGGGCCGAAGAGGAAGAGGAGGAGGGGCAUGGGGUGGAUAGCGGUGGUGAUGGGGUGUCGGAAGCUGGGUCGUUGAAUGAGGAGGAAAAGAUGGUGAGGGGCACCAGGGUCGAGAAUAGGCGGCUCAGCCGGGUUGGGGGCGAUGCGCUGUCUUCGAUGCCUUCCCAGGUCGGCGCGCCGCCUUUUCUUGCGGGUGGAUGGGCUGCGCCGAGCCCGGUGGGAGGGCCGCCGCUUGGGUUCUCGGGGAUGGCGUACCCGGGUCAGAUGCCGUUCGGGCUGCCGAUGCAGUAUGGCACGCCGAUUUCGAUGCCGACCACGGAUCCGACCUGGAGUACGCCCGAGUUGCCGUCGCCGUUUGUCAGGAACGCUCUGGCUUCGGGAGACGUUACCGGUUCGGCUAGACAAAAGACAGCACGGCUAUCGCUGAGCGCUGCUCGCGAGCAGGAUGCCGGGGACGAAGACGACGUCUUCCUGGAUGUGUCUGCCCGUGUGGGGGCCAAGGAGCAGGCCGGGGGACUUGCAAUAAAGCAGAAGGUUCUUUUGGCCCGUCCUCCGCCAGAGAAGAUUCCGGCUAAGAGGAGGGGCAGGCCACCGGGAACGGGGCGCAAGAACGCUGAGAAGGCCAACGGGCUAGGAAAACACCAACAACCUGCGAAGUCACCGGCUGAGAGGAGAAAGGUUCAAAGGAACCGCUUGGAGAGUGAUGCAACCACCGAACCAACGCGUGCCUCAAAAAGAACCUUAGCCCCGAACCCUGCAUUCGCUGCCCAGGUUGAGAACCAUGGGGCUGUCGCCACACCACCAGCACCACCGAAAACUAUCGAGCCCGAUGUGUCGGGCACGCCUGCUCCUAACGGGGCAACAAACCAGGGCACCAAAAAGGAUUCAGCGAACCCGAGCGAGCUAGUGACGCCCUCACCAAGCCCGCCGGUAGCCGGUCCAGAAACAAACUUGGACCCUAGUGUAUACAUCAACCUUUCCGACGGCGAAGAGAAACUCGCCCUGAAACCACGGGAUCAGAUUUUCCGGGUUGAGAUCACCACAACGAAGCGUUUUGACGCCCACUCGUUUCGAAUACUUAGCCCUGAACCGAGUGAGGCAGAUCCACCAAGUCAUCACGAGCCUGUUCAGGAUGAAUCGAAUCUCCAAGUAACCCCGACGGAUUCUGGGCCGCAGGAUACGUGUCCUCCCGAACGCGAGAACAAGGCUCAAACAACAUCAGCAGAAGCUUUCUCAAGAAACUUUGUCGAUCCGGCGUAUGCCUUUUCAGACGAUGACGAGCCCGCGUUGCCGAAAGGGAAACCGCAACGCAAGCAAGGUAAACCUAAGCCCACCAAAACGACCAAUUUUGAGCAUGGCGUAUUGCGCGAGAUUUCCCAGAACGUCGGCUCAGGGGCGGUGACUCCUGCCGGGAAGCCUACUACGGAUGAAUUCAUUCAGGCAGUGGGCUCGACGGCUGCCGUACGGGCUCAGUCGCCCACUCGGAGUCUCAGUUUAGACAAUGCCGUGGAUCAUGAUGGAGGUGGCCUGUUGGAUUCGCCAAAAGAAAGCGACGUACCGCGCCGCCCUGUCUUGAUAACAGAGAUUCCUGAAAAGGCUGGCAACGAAAAGUCUUCUCCAUCUGAGGGAACAUAUCAACGGCGGAUGACUAGGCGGAAGUCGAUGCUUGAGGCAAACCCUGAUUUGGUCAUUGAGCCAAAUUCCGGGAAACUACCUACGAACCCAGAGUUGAACGCUACCCCUGAGAUAACCAAGGCGGUCCCACUUUCAACAGACAGGAAGAGGCGUUUGAGUAAGACUCAGUUGCAGAAGACGCCAGCCAGGGCACUUCAUCGGUCAGUCAUUCAUGGAAGAAGUUCCUUGAAACCACCGAUGAGGCAAGAAAUUCCCGAGACUUCACCAAGCGCCCAGCCGGCCGUCAGCCCGCCAACAGCAGACGGCCCCGCGCAUAUAUUAGAGGUACUCGAUUCGGACCCGCCGUUCUCCUCAGAGGAGCAAAUGCACGCCCUCUCGGACCGGUUCACCAGAGCCCCGUCCCCAACCCUGACCGACCCGUCCUCCAAACCCCAACCAUCCCCGGCCCUCCCCAAACCACCACAGCCGCCACCGGCCCCCCAGACGCCAAUCAAAGCCCCAAAUCGCCGCCGCUCCAAAUCCCGCCCCCCAACAUCAUCCACAACAACAACAGCAGCAGCAGCAGCAACAACAAAGCCAACAACCACGACCAAGAAGCGGAAAAGCACCGGCGUCCUCUCCCUCCUCCCCACCACUACCACCGCCUCCGACGAAGAAGAGGACGAGCUCUCGAUCCUCAGCCCCGCCAAACCCGGCACCACAACACGCGCCACGCCCGCCGGCCACCACGUCCGACUGGGGCUGCUAGCCCCGGGGCUUACCAAGUCGGCGUCAGCAUUGAGGCUGAAGAGCGCCGUCCUCGCUGGCUCGCUGAAUACUAAUACACCGACUGGCCGGGGGCGGCGGAGGAAGUCGGCGGCGGCGCCUUGGACGCCCUCCUCUUCCACUGCUGCGAGGUUGUUGUUGGAGUCGGAGCUGGUGCAGACGCCGGGGGGGACGAUGCGGCGGUGUGGGGAGGGUGGGUUUAGGUGCGAGAGGGAGUUCUGUUUUAGUUGUUUGUGAGCCUGGGGAGGAUGGAUGGGUUUGAAGAUGGAU